AUGCGGAUUACUAUCUUGGUCAGUCUCGGGUAUGUGUAUAUCAAAUAUGAGGAAAAAAUCCGGCAGAUAAUCCUGAUCAAUGUUCUCUUACAUCAUGAACAGCAACAGCAACAAUUACAUGUAAACUCGGUGGUAGGCACACCAUCGUCAGUGCACGUCGUAGUCAAGAAACAACAAGUGCAGCAAGAACAACAAUGUAUUUUCUAUAUCCAAAUUACUGCGUUUAUCCAAGCUCAUCAAUGGGUGCUACCGUGUCAACGAAACUGCGAAGCGGAAACCGAGCAAACGGUGAUGGUGAGACUUCACGUGCGUUUGGCAGCUCAUCUUUGCCGAUGGAUUUUCGCUGCGCCGCUGUGUCUGGCGAUUACAAGACUUAACCCAGCCCUACCAGUGCUGAUGCGCAAAGCAUUUUCUUUGAUGGUGGCGGCGGCACUUUCAGGGCAACAAACGAUCUAG
This is a messenger RNA of Zychaea mexicana, 456 nucleotides long. RefSeq lists its product as uncharacterized. The record is from RefSeq and is a predicted model, not a curated record. Lineage: Eukaryota; Fungi; Mucoromycota; Mucoromycetes; Mucorales; Lichtheimiaceae. Bases 1 to 456 code for a protein of 151 amino acids. The transcript is spliced from 2 exons.